AGUCAGAACCAUGGCUUGGGUAUUGGUCUCUGUUCUUCUGCUGUCUACCUCGAUUGGCAUAGCAAAUGCACAAGAACCGGUAGGCAUGUGGCCCUUAAACGCACAGUAUGGUACAUCAGACGUGACCGGAAACGGAAAUGACGGAAUAGCAACAGGAACCCAGCUAGCCCCAGGUCCGUUCGGCAACGCCGAUGGCUCCUUCCUGUUCUCGGGAACCACGAGUUCAUACAUGGAUAUUCCUAACAAUGGCCGGUUGGAUGUGCGCUACUCGUACACCAUACUGGCCCACAUAUACCCUACCGGUCAGGCUGGACCAAUAUUCGACUACAUCAAAAACUACAACGGAUGGGGGAUGCACCUUUGGCAGACAGGUCCACAGCAAUUGUUUAUGAGGACGGUGAGAAGAGAUGGCAAUUUGUCACCGCAUGUUCUUGUUAACACGCUUGAACAAAAUGCCUGGAACUACGUGGGUGGGACCUACGACAGUGGCACAGGCAUGUCAUCCCUCUGGAACAACGGCCAACUAGUCGGUCAAACACAGCUCACAAACGUUCCAAGCGUCGCAUCUCAGUACCCCAUCCGAGUGGCUAGGAGGAACGGAGACAGUCGGAUCUACUCGGGUCGGAUCGCCUGUCUGCAGCUGUACGACUACGCCAUGACUCAAGAACAGAUCAUUGCUGCAAGGGAGAAAUGUGUCGUCGACGUCUGUGCUAUCGACACCGUUUUCCUGCUCGACCGCUCGUCCAGCAUACCACGUACCGGGUUCAACCUUGCCAAACAGUACAUCUGGGGUUUUGCACAAUGCUUCACUGACCAGGAAAUCGGGGUUGGAGUUAUUGCAUACGACUGUGUACCUAAGACAAGUAUAAAACUAGGAAUCUUCACUGCAAGCAACUCAGCUGACCUGAGGUACGCCAUUGGCGAUGUGGAGUUUACCGGGGGCAUCACCCGAACUGCAGCAGCGAUUAAAUACAUGACACAAACGGCCGAUUUUCGUGAAGACGUACCCCGGGUAAUGAUUAUUAUAACUGAUGGAAACGACGGGGGCGACCUGGUAUUAAAAUUUUUAUUCUUAUUUUUACAAUACUCAGAUUACGUUAUAGGUAUACAUUCAUCAUGA
Messenger RNA from Branchiostoma floridae (Florida lancelet), 1120 nucleotides. RefSeq lists its product as uncharacterized. Lineage: Eukaryota; Metazoa; Chordata; Leptocardii; Amphioxiformes; Branchiostomatidae. The record is from RefSeq and is a predicted model, not a curated record. Bases 11 to 1120 code for a protein of 369 amino acids. The transcript is spliced from 6 exons.